Messenger RNA from Suillus discolor, 870 nucleotides. RefSeq lists its product as uncharacterized. The annotation marks the transcript as partial. The record is from RefSeq and is a predicted model, not a curated record. NCBI's taxonomy places the organism in Eukaryota, Fungi, Basidiomycota, Agaricomycetes, Boletales, Suillaceae. The transcript is spliced from 2 exons.
GGCUUAUCAUCACGUCCUGGCUAUACUACCUCAUCAAGUAACACCUCCAAUUCUACACGUUCUUCCAACACCCCUCAUCCUUCACACCGCCCAUCUCCAUCAAUCUCUUCAUCAACGAGGAUGAACACAUCUAUCCGAGAAUCUGAUGAGUUUCCCAACGGAUCACUUACCUCUGUAUCGUCAGUUGUGCAAACUGAAAGAAACAAUACUGAUACCUUAAAUGGACCCGUCGGCAGGCAAGGUGUCCACCAUGGGUCAAGCUCUGGGCCAUCAAAUUUGUCAUGGGCUGCUCUUGCCUCUUCCUGUCCUUCACCGCCCGUUGCGUCAUUGCCCGAUGUAGUCAGCAGGCAAGGUGUUCAUCGUGUACCAAGUUCUGGCUCAUCCAAUUUGACAUGGGCUACUAUUACUCCCUCCUGUUCUUCACCGCCAGUUGUGUCAUUGCCUGACAUAACUAUGCGUCCAGGACUCCUUGACAAUACAUUUGAGCCACCAAAUUCAGAUCUGGAUACUAGGCCGCAGGCCGCAAGACGCACUACCCAUUCAGAUGCCAGCUGGAGAUCCAUGAGCUCUGCCCGUAUGUCAGCAGGCACUUCUGUGUCAUCCUCUGUGCUUGGAGACUCCAUCUCUCACUUCUACGCUACUGACAAGGAACGACACUGGGAUGCCUCAAAUCCAAUCCAGGACCAUAACCCAUCGCCUUCUCACUCGAUUGACAGAUACCAAGAGGCUGCUGUGCGCGCUAGAUCAGUUAUUGAAUGCUCGCAUAACUUAGGUAUGGCUUUUAUGUUUAAUUUUUCCCUGUUGUUUACAAAUAUUGCUAGUGUACUCGACGAGGGAAAUAUGACAGUAUGCCCUGGUUGUGAGCGUUAG